Molecule: messenger RNA, 3295 nt
Organism: Lagopus muta (rock ptarmigan)
Lineage: Eukaryota; Metazoa; Chordata; Aves; Galliformes; Phasianidae
Product: phospholipid scramblase 1-like
Exons: 9
Coding region: 299-1216 (305 amino acids)
Biological process (GO): plasma membrane phospholipid scrambling
Cellular component (GO): plasma membrane
Molecular function (GO): phospholipid scramblase activity
Source: RefSeq, a predicted model, not a curated record
CAGCGCCGAGCUCGGGUCAGCGGCGGGCUGAGGCCGCUCUGCGGGGGAGCCGCGGGCGGGGCCGUGACGCACGCCGGGCUCCGUGCACCCGUGGCCGUGCCCCUUCCCGGCCGCGCCGGUCUCUGCUUUGCUCGGGGGCGGCGGCGCUUCCCGGCCGCACCCGCCCCGCUGGGCUAAGAGUCGCGCUUGAGCGCUGCGGCAGUGCGGAGCGGUCUCUAGGUGCUGGCGGGGCGUGUGCUCGCCGCAUAGGAUUUCCUCCGGGUACUUCUGAAGAACGGUUACAAGAAGAUCCAUAGCAAUGCAAGCAAAUAACCCAGCACCAGCACCUGGAUUCUCCAAUACUGGCUAUGCACCAGGAAACCAGGCCCCAUAUGGCCACCCGCAGUAUGCAGCUGGGAACUUCUACGGCACUCCUGCACCAGGGCCCUAUGCUUACCAGGCACAUCCCAUGGGAAACCCACCUGGAGCUGCUGUUCCACCCAUCCAGAACCAGCCUCCCGGGGCCAUCUGGAUGCCCAUCCCUCCUCCUAUUCCCAACUGCCCUCCUGGACUGGAAUAUCUCACACAGAUUGACCAGAUACUAAUUCAUCAGCAAAUUGAACUUCUUGAGAUUUUUAUUGGAUUGGAAUCGAACAACAAAUAUGAAAUCAAGAAUUCAUUGGGACAAAGGGUGUACUUUGCAGCAGAGGACACUGAUUGCUGCACAAGGAACUGCUGUGGGCCAGCACGACCUUUCACUAUAAAGAUUAUGGACAAUCUGGGUCAUGAGGUGAUAAGGCUGGAGAGACCCCUCAGGUGUUCGUCAUGUUUUUUCCCCUGCUGCUUACAGGAGAUAGAAAUUCAGGCACCUCCAGGAACACCGGUAGGUUAUGUUGUCCAGAAUUGGCAUCCCUGCUUGUCCAAGUUUACUGUUCAGGAUGAGAAAAGAAUGGAUGUACUGAAAAUUAGUGGCCCUUGUGUCGUCUGCAGCUGUUGUGAGGAUGUUAAUUUUGAGGUGAAGACUUUGGAUGAGGCUUCUAAUAUUGGGAGGAUUUCUAAGCAGUGGUCUGGGUUUUUGAAAGAAGCAUUUACAGAUACUGAUAACUUUGGAAUCUCAUUUCCAAUGGACCUUGAUGUAAAAAUGAAAGCUGUCAUGCUCGGCGCUUGCUUCCUUAUCGAUUUCAUGUUUUUUGAGAGUAUUGGUGACAGCCAACAGCGAGCGGGAGUGUGGCAGUGAAAUCUAGAACUUUGUAUUUAGAAGGAAGAAAAUAAACCACCCACUUCCCAGUGGAUUACAGAGCUCAAGUGAGAAUGUGAGAAGUGGAAGAAGUGGACCUCUUACUCUUGUAAUUAUAUUUCUAUAAACUAAAGGCUUUAUUGUCUAGCUUCUGGUUUUGUAAUCUAAUGACACUGUUGUAUUCAAAUAAGCACCUUUUGUCUGUACAGAUCAAUACUGUAAUGUAUAGAAAUAUAUAGCAGCCUUUUUUCCAAUAAAUUUGGAAUUGUUGUAUUAAAAACUUAAUUCUUAAAAAAGAGAUCUAUUUCUUUGUUCAGUAAUAAUAUAAGCAGUCAGCCUAAUAAAGAGGUUCUGAUCGUUUUCUAUGUAACUUCUUUGGUAGUUUUGGCUUGAUGCUGAUAUUCUGUUGUUUCCAGCUUACCAAGUAAAUACAUUCAAAGACAAGUAAUCUAAAGAAGCAGAACUAUCAAAAUUCGCUGUAAAAAUUAUAAUAAUCUAGUGAAGUUAGAAGUUAGAGGAGACUACUAAAAGGAAGUAGCCACUGGCUUUUGUUUCUAGUACUGUCUGAAAAGCAUCUUGUCAUCAAUUUUAUAUCAUGGGACCACUUUAAGAGUGAAUGCAAAUAUAAGCAAGGUAUUAGGAUCAUUGGGCUAACAUAAUUUAACUGGGAGCCUAUAUUCAUUGCUCCAUGUAACUCAAGAUCUUGUGUGCAUUGCUUUGCUUAGAUGUUCAGUGUAAGGCCUGAAAACACCCUCAGUCCAAGCUGCAUGCAAAAUUAGACAAAAACAAUCACAUCUGUCUCUCAGAUCAAACUAUAUAGGGAAAAUAUUUAUUAUAAGAAAGAAACCCUGGCUAAGCCUCACACAUUUGCCAGAACUGGUGUAAUAACAGGAAAGAACUACAGUCUUGAUUCAUUAAAGCACACAGGGACCACUGGACUAGGAACUUUCUAUCAGAUGGCUAACUGGGUAGUUAUGGUGCUGGUUCCACAGCUCUUUUGCCUUGCAAGAUGCUUCACAAUAGUUUUCUGUGAGGAUGAAAAUAUUACUUGAGAAUUCAUAGCUAAAGCUACCAAAGGAUAGCUCUCUUGUUCACCAAACAGUAUGCUACCACUGUCAUAAUCUAUUACUGUUUCCUAAUGAUAUUUAAUUAUGGAUUGCUUAUUCAUUUAUUUUUUCAAGAACUUCAAGAGACGAGUGUGUUUGUGCAUUUUUGAAAUUGAUUGUGCUAAAUGCAGAAUAGAUCAUUCUUAAAGCAGUUUGUCUGUAUUUCGAAGAACCCACAGUAGCAUCCAUACUUGAUUAAAAAAAAAACAGGCUCUAGAAAUUCCCACUUUCAUCUAUCAGACCGUAAACAAGACAAUGAUUUAUCCCCUAUCCAUAUUCCAGGCUUUGGAAAACAUGAGAAGUUUUUCAGCACACUGCAUGUUAUUCAAUUCCAUCUAGGUUAGAGAAAACUGUUACAUAAAACCUUUACAAAGGGAGAUUUGCAGAUGGAUUUCUUGUGUUCUGUUAAUGACCUUUCCAUCUGUAUCAUCCCUGUAAGUUUUUCAUCUCCAGCUGUUCAGAAGUCGCAGUCACUUAAUGAAACCCUAGGGUCUAUAUGUCAGAGAAAAACAUAAUUUAUAUGAUGUUUCUCAGUAAAAUAAUGUGUACAUAGUUUGGGUUUCUCAGAAAAUGAAAUCAUAAGAAAGAGAGAAGAAAAAUCAUCUACCCCUUCCGAAGCCUUAAAACAAAAUUGGGGUUUUGCUACUUGAUCAAAGAGAAUUUUGCGAACUGGAGGAGAGGAGGGCCACUGUUUAAAGGUAUAGUAUGUUACAGCUUGUCUUCUAAAGGUGUUUGAACUCAGAUGAGUUUUAUAAAGGUGUUUCUGUAGACCCAAAGCCAGUCCAUACAUGCCUUACAUACCUUGCCUUGGUUUUACUAGCGAGAAUAACUUUUCUCAAUGCUGAAAAACUGAGAAUGGGAGCAGAGACUGAACAAUAAAAGUUUGUCAAGAAAGAGAAAAGCAGUUGGUUUUCCCAUCUCUUCUGAAGAAAUCUAGAUCAUUUACUGUAUUUCAGGUGUAGCUUAUUGGGAA